Messenger RNA from Dracunculus medinensis (Guinea worm), 765 nucleotides. The record is from the annotation of a GenBank genome assembly. Lineage: Eukaryota; Metazoa; Nematoda; Chromadorea; Rhabditida; Dracunculidae.
AUGUUCGAAGGAAUAGAGUGGAGGGGAGAAGGAGAUUCGCAGCUUCCGUUUGAUUUUGUAGAUGAAUUGUUCGAUGAAAAUUCAGCAAAAUGUGCAUUGUUCAAUGACGAAACAAUCGCUCAGUUUCGUCGAGAACGAAGGAAGGAGGAAAGAGUUCGUCGUCGGAAGAAUAAAAAAUUAUCAAAUAGUAUAACUGAACUUAAAAUGGAUAUUAACAUUUACAUCGAUUUCGGUUUUUCGUAUGCGAUGAAUGAUAAAGAAAUAAAGAAGUUAGUGCGGCAAAUGGGUCGCGUUUGGGGAUUACAAAAAAGGAAUAACAGAUUGAAAAUCACGUUAUUAUCUCCUUGUAAUCGAUUUUUGGCUGAGAGCCGUCGGGAAAUUCUUUGCGACAAAUGUAUUUAUUUAAGUCCGGAUGCUGAUUUAUUGCCGCUUUCUGCUGUUUCUUCUGAUUAUAUUUACAUUAUAGGUGGUUUGGUGGAUGAAACAGGUGCUGGUUCGUUAUCAAGGAACAAAGCAGAUGCAUUAGGAAUUCCUGCAUAUCGAUUUCCUAUUGUGGAAAAUAUGCGAAAAGGGGUAAAGGGAACGUUUAAUUUAAUGCUAAGUAUCAAUAAUGUCGUAGAAAUUUUAAUUUUUUAUGUUCUUUGUGGGCGGUGGGACAAGGCGCUUGGUCUAACAAUUCCAAAAAAAAGUGGUUAUUUACCUAUUUAUGAUGAGAAAUUAAGUCUUGUGUCCCAAAAUUCCUUAAUACUCUUAUAUCCAGCAUAA